This is a messenger RNA of Eutrema salsugineum, 809 nucleotides long. Its product is annotated as zinc finger protein 6. The record is from RefSeq and is a predicted model, not a curated record. Gene Ontology annotation, cellular component: nucleus. Gene Ontology annotation, biological process: cytokinin-activated signaling pathway; trichome morphogenesis; trichome differentiation. The transcript has a single exon. Lineage: Eukaryota; Viridiplantae; Streptophyta; Magnoliopsida; Brassicales; Brassicaceae. The coding region runs from base 97 to 690 and encodes 197 amino acids. Gene Ontology annotation, molecular function: DNA-binding transcription factor activity; transcription cis-regulatory region binding.
AAGUCUCUAAUCUCAUCUUUCCAUUAACAAAGACUUCUCAAUCCCCCUCUCUCUCUCUCUCUUUCUCUCCCUCUUAAUCUGUGUACAUAUACAUAUAUGGCGACCGAUACAUCCUCUUUGAAACUCUUCGGCAUAAACCUUCUUGAAACGACGUCGGAUCAAGACCAAUCACCCGAACCAAGAUCCGAGUCACGGAAAUACGAGUGUCAAUACUGUUGCAGGGAGUUUGCAAACUCUCAAGCUCUUGGUGGUCACCAAAACGCUCACAAGAAAGAGCGUCAGCUUCUUAAACGCGCACAGAUGCUAGCCACUCGUGGCUUGCCACGUCAUCAGAACUUUCACCCUCACACGAAUCCACUUCUCUCUGCCUUCGCGCCGCUGCCUCACCUACUCUCUCAGCCGCAUCCUCCGCCGCAUAUGAUGAUCUCUCCUUCUUCCUCGACUUCUAAGUGGCUUUAUGGUGAGCACGCGUCGUCACAAAACGUCGUUGGUCCCAUGUAUUUUCACGGUGGAUCUGGAAGAAGGGGAUUAUACGGCGGCGGUAUGGAGUCUAUGGCCGGAGAAGUUAGGGCACAUGGUGGAUCGUUGACGGAGAUGAGGAGGUUCGUCGGAGAGAGUGAUCGUAGUAGCGGAGUCAAGUUAGAGAAUGGUAUUGGGCUGGACCUCCAUUUAAGUCUUGGGCCAUGUUAAUUUUUAUUUUGGUCCAGUUGAAAUUUGUAAAAUACUACUCGGAUUUCAUUUUUAGAGAGUAAUUAAUUUCCUGGGUUUUUUUUGUUAAUUUCAGUUUAAAAGUGAUAAAAAAAAAAUGU